AUGUUCACUCCCGGUGGGAAAGUAGAGACCGAUGGUUUUACUGAAGAUGAAACAACUGUAGUCGAAACUACAUCCGAUGAAGAGGGUGUAGGCGUAGGUGAGGGUGUGAGCGUUUCAAAGCUGCUGAUGAUCUCCGACGAGGACGGAAUUGGGGAGCUGCUGAUGGAAUCUGUAGAUGAAGGCGUUGCAGAGAUGCUGACGACUUCUGACGACGAAGGUGUGGGUGUAGGUGUGGGUGUUUCGAGACUACUCAAGACUUCCCAUGAGGACGAUGUCGCAGAGUUACUAACCACCUCUGACGAGGAUGGAGUUGCGGAACUGGUGGCGGAUGACGAGAACGGAUCUGAUGAACUUGGUGUCGGAGUGGGCGAGCUGCUGGAAAACUCGGUACCAGUGGCGACAGUGGAGGAGCUUUCGACAGACGAGGGCGUUGGCGUGUGA
Alternaria postmessia is the source of this 441-nucleotide messenger RNA. RefSeq lists its product as uncharacterized. Bases 1 to 441 code for a protein of 146 amino acids. The record is from RefSeq and is a predicted model, not a curated record. The transcript has a single exon. NCBI's taxonomy places the organism in Eukaryota, Fungi, Ascomycota, Dothideomycetes, Pleosporales, Pleosporaceae.